Mustela lutreola (European mink) is the source of this 1061-nucleotide messenger RNA. RefSeq names its product microtubule interacting and trafficking domain containing 1 (gene MITD1). The record is from RefSeq and is a predicted model, not a curated record. The transcript has 6 exons. Gene Ontology annotation, cellular component: midbody. The coding region runs from base 84 to 749 and encodes 221 amino acids. Gene Ontology annotation, biological process: midbody abscission. Lineage: Eukaryota; Metazoa; Chordata; Mammalia; Carnivora; Mustelidae.
UGGUAUCACGUGCUCGCCCCCGGAAGCGCGACCGACUGGCUCGGCUCUGGUUGGGCUUGGGAGCGAAGGAGAGUUUCCGAGCUAUGGCGAAGUCCGGGAGGGAGGUGGAUUCCCAGAGCGUGGCUGCGUUCACCGUGUUAAAGCGGGCGGUGGAGCUAGACUCGGAGUCCCGGUACCAGCAGGCUCUGGUUUGUUACCAAGAGGGGAUAGACCUGCUCAUGCAGGUUCUGAGAGGUACCAAAGAUGACACAAAGAAAUCUAAUCUCAGAAAGCAAAUUACUGGCUACAUGGAUAGAGCAGAAAUAGUGAAGAAAUACUUGGAUCAAGAAAAAGAAGAUGGAAAAUAUCACGAGCAGAUUAAAAUAGAAGAGAAUGCAACAGGUUUCAGUUAUGAGUCGCUUUUUCAAAAAUACCUUAAUGAAACAGUUACAGAAGUUUGGAUACAAGAUCCUUAUAUUAGACAGAUUCAUCAGCUAUAUAACUUUCUUCGAUUUUGUGAGAUGCUUAUUAAGAAACCAUGUAAAGUAAAAACUAUUCAUCUUCUCACCUCUCUGGAUGAAGGUAGUGGGAAACAGCAGCAAAGUAGUGGUCUGCAAGAAAUAAAAGAGUCACUCCAGAAUCAUGGGGUGCUGUUGGAAAUAGAAUAUUCUUCUUCAGUUCAUGACCGAGAAAUUAGGUGUGAUAGUAUGCGACAGUGUCAGAAGGAAACAGUAUAUGCAGGUAUGUUAGUAGUGUGUUCCUCUAUUUAGCACAGUGGCUUUCAUACAUUUAUAGUAACUGCACCCUUAGUUUUAAUGAAAACUUAAGCACAACCUAAAUGCAGAGCAGGUGAAAAUGCAAUGCUGUGGUUGAAGCAGAGGUCAGCAUCCAGAGCUCUUCUUGCUUAUGUCCUCCAUCUCUAGGUAACCCCUGUAACACACUAUAGUCUGCCUGAAUACAUGUAGCAAAACAGGAAGGUUUUGUCAGAAAUCUGAAAUUCAAGAGUAAGAUUUAAUUGAAUUGUCACACUUAUUACUGGCUAAUCAAAUCAAUUCAUGGUUUCUUUGGAUAUUUUUAUUUCA